Messenger RNA from Toxorhynchites rutilus septentrionalis, 1739 nucleotides. RefSeq names its product tetratricopeptide repeat protein 17. Gene Ontology annotation, molecular function: protein binding. The transcript is spliced from 4 exons. Gene Ontology annotation, cellular component: cytoplasm; actin cytoskeleton. The record is from RefSeq and is a predicted model, not a curated record. Bases 186 to 1562 code for a protein of 458 amino acids. Lineage: Eukaryota; Metazoa; Arthropoda; Insecta; Diptera; Culicidae. Gene Ontology annotation, biological process: actin filament polymerization.
GCAUGAAAACACAGUAUAAAAGUGUGCAUGCAAAGCGUUUAUCGGCGGUUCAAUUGUGGUGUUCAAUUUCAGUCUGAAAAUAAAUACCGAACGGAAAGAACUUACAGUGGACACAGUCGGGACACAGCGUGAAUCCAUAAGAAUCGAGAGAACCAUCGGUUCUCCUGCGGACUGUUCUUGAAACGAUGUUAUCAAGGCUGCUAUGUCUUGCACUGCUGAUACAGAGCGUUUAUUAUCAUAACACCGAGGCCAGCACACAUUUUUUGCUGAAUACCAAUGGACAGAUCGUGCCACAGCUUACCUCGCCCUUCUACUUGCGUCGUUCGGACGAUUUGAUCGCUUUUCUCAACCAGAAUGUAUACAAGCAGAAAAUAGACGUGAUCAUCAGCGAACUGAUUGCCAUCAAGUCGAAUCUCACAGCGAAGAUGAACAAUUUGGACGCCUAUACCAAUGACUUGACGAAUAAGAUUGGCUGUAUACCGAAUUUCUAUUUGGACGAAUCGGACAUACUGAGCACGAUCAAUAACAUGAAUUACAUCAACCGAAUAACGUUUCCCGACAAGGGCUCGGCUGCUGCUGGUGCUGCCACUACAAAGGCCCUAGCCGCCAAAGGGAAAGUUCCUGCCCCGAAGUGUGGGGAUUACAUGAAGAUGGCUGUAAGCGUUGGCAGUUUCGAUCAUCUCGAUGGUAUCCACAACCGGAGUCAGCUGAAAAUGGCCCCGGAGGAGAUGUUCAAAUCGCUAGAGUACUAUAUACCCGCGGUCAAAUCACCCCAGGCGCUGGGUGAAGACUUGCGGAACAAUCCUACCUCGUGGAAGCAUCACACAAUCGCCUCGUACUACUGGCGCCGGAAAGGCAACGCCAGGGAGGCACUGGAGUGCACCCGGCGAGCGGUGGUUCUCGCCCCCCGAAAGUACAAGGAUAUCCCUCUGCUAAGUAUGGGCACUAUCCUGCAGCGUUCACAACAGCUCAACGAUUCGCUGGUGGUGCUGCGGGCAGCCGUAGAUCACGAGCCAAGUGAGCCGGAGAAUCAGAUGGCACUGGGGAACACCUACAUGCUGCUGUCGGAGUUCAACCGGUCCUUCGAGGCGUACAAAGCGGCCGAAACGCUGGAUUCGGUCUACUCGGAGCACAACGAUUACAUCAAGAAGUCGAUCAAUUGCUUCAAGGAUCUCAAGAUUAAUCUGCUCACUAUGGAGAGAUUGCUUCAGGACAUCAUCCCGGGCCUGGAACGGUACGGCUCCCUCCAGAAUGAGUUCGAUGAAUAUCACGGCAAGCUCGACAGGGAACAGGCCCCGCUGAAAACCCGCGUUUACGACGAGGCGUACAGCAAACAGGUGGACUUCCUCAUCCAGCGGAGUCAAAUUUGCACCACCCGGAUGACGAAGGGGAAGAGCGAACCGAUGCUGUCGUGCGACUUCAUCUCGGACGUGCAAAUGCUGAUGGAGGACUUCGCCGUCGAGAUACUCAACAACUAUGUCGAUCUCAAGAAGGAACUGAUCAACACGUACAAGAUUAACUCGCUCGGGAUCUACAAGAAGAUUUUUGUGGAGCAUUUCUGAGCUUUUUUUUAGUUAGGAAGAGUAUGAGAUUUUCUAUACUUAUAAUCAAAGCAGUACUGAGCUAUUUUUGUUUUUUGUACAGAUGACAAAUUUUAAUAUAAAUGCACAAUCAGUCUGUUUGCUCUCCAUUACACAAUAAAGAGAGAGAGAGAAAUAGAGUUUGUUAUUACGAUAAAA